Molecule: messenger RNA, 1975 nt
Organism: Oncorhynchus nerka (sockeye salmon)
Lineage: Eukaryota; Metazoa; Chordata; Actinopteri; Salmoniformes; Salmonidae
Gene: foxe3
Product: forkhead box E3
Exons: 1
Coding region: 355-1605 (416 amino acids)
Biological process (GO): anatomical structure morphogenesis; cell differentiation; regulation of transcription by RNA polymerase II
Molecular function (GO): DNA-binding transcription factor activity, RNA polymerase II-specific; RNA polymerase II cis-regulatory region sequence-specific DNA binding
Source: RefSeq, a predicted model, not a curated record
CGUAUCAUUUUGAAGCGUAGAUAGGCCUACUGGAAAUCAUGAUCUGUCAGAGGCCUGUAGCCCCCCACCCCCACGCACACACACAUUGUCAUAGGGUAGCCAGUGUUGUCACUCGAACCCUGUUUAUAAAACUGUCCACGCCACUCACCUGGCAAGAGAGAAAGCUCAUUGACGGCGAGGACGACAGGGACUCAAAUUCAGGCUCUAAAGUUAACAUAGGGAGGGACACAAAAGGCAGACACUGUCUCUGAGCAAAACAAUACAUCCCUUUUAACUUCAUGGUGCCUGCAUUUUUAUCAGCUGCUAUUUGAAAAAAGCUAUUUCAUUUCAAGCAUACAUAAAACAUAUUUUUUUAUGAAUCUUGAAAAUUUCUCUUACUUUUCGGGCAUGUGUAACAUGACGGCUGAGUCACAGGACUCACCAGCCGAGCUGGCCAGCCCGCUGGUCAUGUCGCCUAACGUGAGUCUGGACUCCCCUUUACCGCCAUCGCCUCUGAUGCUGCAGGCCCGGAUCAAAGAUGGGGUUCUGAUCAAGUCUGAACCACGGGCAACAAGUCCGAACGCGGAUCGAGAGGAGGGAGCUACUCUGGGCCAAACCGAGGAGCACCUGCCCACUGGGAGUAGACGUAGGAAGAGGCCCGUUCAGAGAGGGAAACCACCCUACAGUUACAUCGCUCUCAUUGCCAUGGCCAUCGCCAACUCCCCCGAGAGAAAACUCACACUUGGGGGUAUUUAUAAAUUCAUUAUGGAACGUUUUCCCUUUUAUCGAGAGAACUCAAAGAAGUGGCAAAACUCCAUCCGACACAACCUCACCCUCAACGACUGCUUUGUCAAGAUUCCCCGGGAACCUGGAAGGCCUGGUAAGGGCAACUAUUGGACUUUGGACCCCGCUGCUGAAGACAUGUUCGACAACGGGAGUUUUCUGCGGAGGAGGAAAAGAUUCAAGCGCACGGACGUGAGCACCUAUCCUGGGUACAUGCAGAGCUCUAGUGCGUUCACCCCGAACCCCAUGGGCAGACCGGCAUACCCCAACACCAUGUACCCAGGAAUAGGAUCGGGUUACGGCUCGCAGCUGGCAGGGACCCCCCACCCGGUGAUGCUGCAUCAUUAUCAGACCCCUACCGGGGUCAGUCAAGGACAGCCAAGGAUGUUCAGCAUCGACAACAUCAUCAGCCAGCAGUCGGUGAUGCAGGGAGGAGAGCUCAACCCGCUGGGGUUAGGCGGUGGAGACUUGGGCACCAUGUCUGCUAGCUGCUCCCUCACUGGCACUGACCCCUCCAACUGCUUCCAGAUGCAGACUGUCAAUCCCUCGGGGAAUUCACUGGGCAGAGGCGGUGGGGGACUGUCAUCAAACCUGGCACCCGGGUAUCCUUACUCUUCCUCGGCAUCCCCCCCACACCUACCUUCCAUGAUGCAGUCCAGUUUCUCUCCAGGUAGCUCUCAGGUGUACUGCACGGGGAACCGUCUGUCUCUACCCGCCGUGCGCUCCGGGUCUUGCGCGGAGCACACUGAGCAACUACUGGGUCUCUCCAGCACAAUGAACUCUUACAACAACUCUUACAUGAGACAAGCCAAUUUUGCAUCAGGAUUAGAUCGGUAUAUGUGAAAAACGGAUUUGUAUAGAGACAAACAACGAUAGAGCCUCAAUUACAUUCCAUUUGAAAUAGGUGUGAAACCUCAUCUUUGUUUGAAAUGCAAAUCGACAUUCCAUUAUAGUUGUGUUCAUAUCUCAGUGCUAUUGGUUCGUUUAUCUUAUGUGUUUUAUAACAUCAAUAUUGAUGGGUUUUUAGAUGUUCUGUAGCCUAUCUACUUGUACUUCCUUGUCCGAGAACAAUUCCAAUUACUGAACCUUACAUUUUUGUCAUUGUCACCUGUAAAAAAAAUAAGAGUUCUCAAACAAUAUUAUUAGCCAUAUACCUGUAUACUGUUCUAUUUUGUGAAAUGUAAAUAGUUUAUUUCUUUGUGAAUUAUAUUGA